AUGGAUCCAACAAGUGGCGAUCAGGCCCGGGACUCAAAGAAGGCGGAUAUGGACCCUACGCAGUUUCUCAUGACACAAGUCAUGGAAUUAUGGAAGCAAAACCGAGAAAUCAUGGAGGAGUUGAGGAAGAAACCCGGAUCCAACGAGGACUACGUAAUGAACGCACUUGCGGCCCGUCUACCGGAGUUCAUCCACGACCCUGAAAAUGGAUGACAACACGUCUAUGUAAAGGACUACCGAACUACCAAUAAGGCUACUUGGAUUCCUGGAGUAAUUUGCGAACGGCUCGGCGACGUCAUCUACUCCGUGAAGGUUGACUGUGGAACCUGGACCCGGCACGCUAAUCAGAUCAGACCACGGGCAACAACAGAACCCAGGAGCGAGGACUCUGAAUCAAACCCUUCGUCACCAUCAUCAUCACCGCAAGCACAGCCCGACGGAUCAACAGCUCCAGCGCUCCCUGAACCACCUAUUCACUCUACUCGAACCCGACGUCCUCCUCGUCGUCUCAGUAUGGACCCCCGCGCCUCAACCGCCUCAACCUAUCACUAUAUCUGA
Cylicocyclus nassatus is the source of this 558-nucleotide messenger RNA. The record is from the annotation of a GenBank genome assembly. Lineage: Eukaryota; Metazoa; Nematoda; Chromadorea; Rhabditida; Strongylidae.